GCCGUGACGCCGCAUUUUAAUCAGUCGAUCCUUUUGUGGGUUCUUGAAAUUAAAGUGUCAGCCAGUUUAGCGACUUCCAUCGCUUCAGUUAGGUUUAUUCGCUGAGACUGAGUUGGUCACGAUUUGUUGAUCCUAGUAGAAUUAAAAUUAGAUCUCUAAACCUUUUGGUUUGUGAUAAAGUGUGUCGGAAGAAUCCGUCCACUCUCCUGGAAGUCCGUCCACACUCCUCAAAGAGUUUGCGUUGUCGUUUUUAUCUAUCCCGUCCGUCGUUCUCCGGUUUGAAGAUGAAUGAUCUGGUAAAGAUCCUAGUCGGUGGAUUCCUCCUAUCAACAGAUGAGGUUGUCAAUUCUUGCAGUGUCCGCCGUAUUUAACCCGGAUAUCGACAUUGUAUUCGCACCCUGGACACCGACCGGCAUAAAAUAUGUCCAACAGAAUUCCACUGUAGAAGUCAAAUGCUCGGCCAUGAGCAAUCGGAUGUUAUUUGUCGCCAAUAGUACUCUGGAAAGUAAUAGCACCGCUAAAUUCCGAUUUGAGGCGCCUUCAAUGGAGCUGCCGGGUGAUGACGGGAAAACGCACCGCUGCUCGCCGAUGGCCGCAGCCAAGAUUGAACGUUUUGGCGCGGAGAAUGUGGGCAAUUAUACCUGUUUGGUGACGAUUGGCGGUAAAGUUGAGGGCCACCGCAGUGUCUUCAUCAAUUAUUUUCCCAGCCUUAAUUUAUCUGGUACAGCGGAGAUCGUUUUCACUUAUCUCGGAGCCGACGAGGUGGAGCUGGUGUGCAGCACGCCGACGGUGCCCCACUGGGCGUUGGGCGGGGUCACCGUGUACUGGCAGUUUCCCAACGGGACCAACAUCACCAAGACUCAUGAACUGGUCCCCAAAUAUGCCGCUAACGGUUUGACGCUGACCAUCACCAACGUGUCGCGGACCGACGCUGGAGCGUACAAGUGUAUCGCCUAUCAGGUCGUGCCCAACGCCAGCGAUGACGGCAGCGAUCACAUCGAUGUGGCGUCGCGGAUGAUUACGUUGGCCGUCGAACGUGCUCCGGAGUUUUUUGAAUACCUGACCAAGGUGCAGCGUGGUGCCGAUAAUAUGGUCAAUCUGACUUGUGACGCCGUCACAGGCGGCGCGGUGGAUCCCGUGUUUACCUGGUCCCGCAACGGAACGGAAUUGCGCGAACUGGACGACAAGAACGCGCCGCCCUGCACACACCGCAGCUGCCCCAUUCCCUUCAGUGAGGACCACUCGCUGUUUGACGAUAUCCGCUGCACAGCCACGAAUGCUUUUGGUGAAGCGUCCAAGGCCUUCAGAAUCAUCGAUGGCAUCAAAACCGCAACCAGUAUGGAGGCCAUCCACCCGCCCGUUGGUUACAGCGGUCGAGUCCACCGCGAAACACCGCUGGUGUAUCCGUCAGGACCAUUCACCAAUGGACACUUUGGGAGCGGAUCGUUGAAUGUGUAUAAUGGACCGGUGUUCCCGGAUGUGAAAUCGGUUAAUCCGAUUAUAGUUCCGCCGGGAUAUGGUUUUGUGCAAGGUUACGGGUCUGUGUACGGGUAUAAUUUCCUUGUUCCCAUGAGAGUGUUCUAAGUACACCCCGUUCACGCCAAGUUGGCGGUGUGUCAUUUUAAUUUUCUGUUGAAUCGGGCAGCUUAUGUUUUGCCAAUCUUUUUAAAGGUUAUAGUGUAGUUUUCUUUUGCGCAUUUACUGAACAAAAACGUAAUGGAUUAUCGGUUGCUGUGU
Paramacrobiotus metropolitanus is the source of this 1737-nucleotide messenger RNA. RefSeq lists its product as uncharacterized. The coding region runs from base 334 to 1584 and encodes 416 amino acids. Gene Ontology annotation, biological process: cell-cell adhesion. The transcript is spliced from 7 exons. The record is from RefSeq and is a predicted model, not a curated record. NCBI's taxonomy places the organism in Eukaryota, Metazoa, Tardigrada, Eutardigrada, Parachela, Macrobiotidae. Gene Ontology annotation, cellular component: cell-cell junction. Gene Ontology annotation, molecular function: cell adhesion molecule binding.